This is a messenger RNA of Megachile rotundata (alfalfa leafcutting bee), 3166 nucleotides long. RefSeq lists its product as uncharacterized. The record is from RefSeq and is a predicted model, not a curated record. NCBI's taxonomy places the organism in Eukaryota, Metazoa, Arthropoda, Insecta, Hymenoptera, Megachilidae.
CCUUCGACUUUGAGAGAAAAAGUGCACAAAUUUGAAGUUCGAAAAUUUCAAAAUGUUCCAAAUUUUUAACUUUCGAAUUUUCAAAUUCCUAAAUUUUCAUAUAUUUAAAUCCUCAAAUAUUAAUAUUCCCAAGUUGAUAACUGUCCAAAUUUGAAACCAACGAGUGGUGGGAUCUUUCUCCCAUACAUAGACAUUUUCCGUAUGAAAGCCUACCACGCACGUUGGUGUAUUUUUUAUGUAACUUUCAAUUGAAUUAAAUAAAUAUAAAUAUUGCCUUGUGAAUGAUUUAAAAUAUUGAUUCGUUAAGUAGUGCGUUCAAUAUUUCUAUAAAUCCAAUAACAAGUAAGCAAUAUCGAAAUCUUGAUCAAUGAUCUUAACCCGCGGUUGUAAAGUUUAUGCUUUUACAAUGGCGGAAAUGCAUAGCUAAAUCCGAUACCAUAUCGUUGAUGCAACUGUAUUAUUUUAAGAAGAUAUUAAUUUAUUGCAUUGAAACGAAAAAACGCGUUGUUUACAAAUAAACUUUCGAUUCAGAGACAAUUUGUUCUAGUUGACAGAAAAUCAAAUAAUAAAUGGAAAAUGCCUCAGAUACCGAAACAUCGAAAAGUUAAAAGGCCUGCAGUGCUUAUAAAAAAGACCCAAUAUUUAAGGAAUUAUCUAAGAAGUAGAUCUUACAAACCAUUAUGUGAAAAAUUAAAAAGUAAUAAUUGUUCAUUAGCAAAAGCAUUGUCUAAAGAAAAACAUGAGAGUCAGUUAUUAUUUUCCCAGAAUGUUGCUUUAAUUGCAGAAGUACAAGAUUUAGGUACAGCAUGUAACAAACGUGAUGCUGUAAUAUCCAAUAUUCUAAAGAAUGCGAAGGAGAUGCUUAAAAUGAUAGUAACUAUGACUGGAUAUUUAACAAAUACCAUCUCUACGUGUCAAGAGUUUGUAGCAUCUCCUACAAGUAAUUUAAGAAUGUCUGCUAGUUCUACUGGGAUCAUUUUAGGAGAUUCAUACAGAAGACUGUCAGCAAAAUCUCCAACUAGAGGAGUUGUGAAGCCUAUGGUGAGCGGUCACACCAUUACAAAACCCACCAUUAAUUUAAGUAGAGUAAAUAUGCAACAUAUUAAUAAUUCAUCAAACUUAAGCGUAAUACAAGAGGUAACAACACCCCCUAGGAAUCAAGAGUUAAACAGUCCAAGGACGCCUGGUCGGUUGAAUGUGAGUCAACGUAGAAACGAAGAAGGCCGUAUGUAUAGAAUGCCUGAAAGAUUAAAUGUCACUUCACCAAGACAUAGUGAUGAAAGUGAACGCAGACUAAGUAAAAGGAGUAACAGACGUUCAGGAAGAAUGUCAGGAAACAUUUCGAAAUCGAGGAAAUUAUCCGGAGGUAACAGUACUCGUAAUAGCAUUGAAAAUUUUGAGUACAUCGGAAGUCCCACUGUAAAACUUAACGAUGUAUCAAAAUUGUUACAAAAUUCCCAAAGCAUUAACAUCCGGAAGUUAACAGAGAAUCGAAAUACUCUGGGAAAUGAGAGCUUAGAGAGUAAUGAGAGUGUAAGUCCAGAGGAUUCUCAGACAAGUAUUAAACUACCAGAAUUAUCACCUCCUAAUGUUUCAAAGACUAAUGGUGAUACAACUAUUGAAGAUGAAAAUGAAAAAAACGAUGAUGACUUAAAUAAUACUUCAAAGACGCAUGAAAAUAUGAAUGGAACACAAAAUGCAAUGGAUAUAGAGGAUCCUCUUGAAGGACCAAGUUGGUUAUUUAAUAAUACUUGUUCUGUGCCUUCGUUUAAGUAUAAAAUGCGACAUACGUUUAAUUCAUUUGAAAAUAAGGACAAAAAGACUGAUGAAGAUACCCUUUCUAAUGAUGAUAGUAUGGAUAUAACUUUAAGAGUAACUGAAUUAAGUGAUGAAUCGGACAAUGAGAAAAGUUCUCAAGACACUUCGUCAUUGUCGACAACAAGCAAGUGUGAUGGGAGUAUGUCCAAUUCUAAACUGGAUCAACAAAUAAAUAACGAAAAUGAAUAUCAAAAUGGUCAAGCGAACGAAAACAACGAUACUUCUUAUAACGCAUCAACUUCGACUGACACAACAGUCAUAAACGAGAAUGAAUGUAAAGUAGAAAACGAACUGGCAAUGAACUUCCCAAAUUUUAUUACUCAAAGGCGAGGCUGUUUCGAAAGUGAAGAAGAAGAUGACGACUUUACCUUAAUGUAUAUGCGACCAAAUAAUAUGCAUUUUGAUAUAAACGAUUUAAAAUUACCAGUUUUAGAAGAGUCUGCACUGAAGACAAAUAUUCCAGUUGAAACAGAACCUGAAGUAACCACCAAUCUUAAACAAAUAACUCAAAUUUGCCCUCUUCCAUCUGUUGCAAACAAUAGUUUAGACGAAUUUACGUUUAAUCAAUCUACGGUAAAACUGCCACUAUUAAAUAACAACGAUGACAAGGAGAAAAAGAAGAAGAAAUCUAAGAAUGUAAGUCCGGAAGACGUUGUGGAAGGUACACCAAUACUUAACAGGAAAAGUAGUCGAAAAAGAAAAGAUCAAUCUGGAAAUAAGGAUCCAAGCGCUGUUAAAGUAGUGUUACAGAAACUAAACGAAUCUGACGUUAAAUCUAGAACACCAUCUCCUGAAGUAUCAAACUCGCAGGAGUCGGGUAAAUCUUUAAGUCCAUGUUCAAGAACAGAAAAUUCAAGCGAUUCAGAAAACAGUAAUACGAGUACAAGUAGUAUUUACGCAAUUAGUCGUCCUAGACGAAAAAGGGCUCCAACCACUUUCCAUGAACCAAGCUUAAAGAGGAAAUUACGGAGGAAUUAAUGUACCAUUAAUAACGAGUGAAAAUUAAUGUGUUUCUGAAACACAGUGUGAUUAUCAGAAUAAUGUACAUAAAGUAUCAAUGCAUUAUGACGAAUUCAUUAAAUACAUCAAGAAUACAGAAAUUGAAUCAAUUUGAUUGAACGAAUAGAAAUAUGAGACAAAUUAGGUUUACAUUAUAUAAACUGUUCUGCUUCCAUCGUUGCGCACAUUUUUAUUAUAUUCACUGUUAAUUAUUUACAGGAGAUCGACAUGCUUUAACACGGCCAUCGUUCUAAAAGUUUGGCUUCCUUUAGUAGUAUCGUUCAUAUAUCGUACCUUUUGUAUCCUUAACUACUGUUGCGAUAAUAAACAAACGUUUGUAAACCUGCAA